Messenger RNA from Penicillium lagena, 1683 nucleotides. RefSeq lists its product as uncharacterized. NCBI's taxonomy places the organism in Eukaryota, Fungi, Ascomycota, Eurotiomycetes, Eurotiales, Aspergillaceae. Gene Ontology annotation, biological process: amino acid transmembrane transport. Gene Ontology annotation, molecular function: amino acid transmembrane transporter activity. Gene Ontology annotation, cellular component: membrane. Bases 1 to 1683 code for a protein of 560 amino acids. The record is from RefSeq and is a predicted model, not a curated record. The transcript is spliced from 8 exons.
AUGGAAUCUCCUGCGUAUCCCGACAAGGUCGGUGGCCCGACCAACACCUUCGACGCGAAGGAUCGUGACCCAAGUCUAGAUGGAAAAGGCGAAGAGGCUUUGCCUGCUGAGCUCAUCUCCGCUGGCUCGGAGCACUUACACAGAAGACUAGGAGGGAAGGAGAUACAGCUGCUUGCAGUUGGUGGCGCAAUUGGAACAUCUUUGUUUGUGCAAAUGGGAGCUACUCUCCCGAAGGGUGGCCCUGCAGGGCUCUUUUUAGGAUUUAUUGCAUAUGGCUCAAUUAUUUUUUCUGUCAAUCAAUGCUUCGCCGAAAUGGUCACAUAUCUCCCCAUCGCGUCGCCAUUUAUUCGAUUAGGCGGAUUCUGGGUUGAUGACGCCUGGGGCUUUGCGUUGGGUUGGAAUUACUUUUUCCUUAUGGCCUUCGCUAUCCCAUACGAGAUCACGGCAAUCAAUGUGCUCCUUACCUUCUGGACAGACAAGAUUCCUGUCGCGGCAGUUGUGGUGAUUUGUUUAGUGAUAUAUGCUGGGCUCAAUGGACUUGCAGUCCGGUACUUUGGAACAGCCGAGUUCUACCUGGCCAUUUUUAAGAUUUUCCUCAUGAUUGGACUCAUUUUCUAUACAUUUGUCACCAUGGUCGGUGGGAAUCCAGAACAUGACGCCUACGGUUUUCGCUAUUGGAACAAGCCUGGUGCAUUUGUCGAGUACCUUGCACCUGGGAACACGGGACGGUUUCUGGGAGUACUUUCAUGCAUGAUCCAAGGUUCUUUUACCAUGGUUGGCCCAGAGUAUAUUUCCAUGACAGCCGGUGAAGCAGAAAAUCCUCGUAAACUGAUGCACCGAGCUUUCUCUUCAUUUGUCUGGCGUCUUUUGUUUUUCUUUAUUGGAGGCGCUCUCUGUGUGGGGAUCGUUAUUCCGUAUGAUGACAAGCUCCUGACCUCCUAUCUCUCUGGAAGCAAAUCCGGAACUGGAGCUGCAUCUCCCUACGUCAUCUCUAUGGUCGAAUUUGGAAUCAGAGGCCUUCCUUCCUUGGUCAAUGCCUUGAUUAUGACAUCUGUUCUUUCCUGCGGAAACAACGUUGUAUUCUCUUCUAUCCGUACACUGCAUGGUUUGGCAGUCGACGGGAAGGCCCCGGGUUUUCUUGCAAAAGUCAACAAGCAUGGUAUUCCGUACUACGCAGUCAUUACAUCUCUGGCCUUUUGCCUUCUCGCCUUCCUGCAGCUCAGCAAGUCGUCUUCCACGGUCCUUGACUGGCUCGUUGGUAUUUGCACCGCGUCCUAUCUGAUCAAUUACUUCGGAACCAUCGUGACUUAUCUACACUUUUAUGCCGCCCUUCGCAAACAAGGGAUCGACCGAAAAACACUGCCAUACCAAGGAGUACUCCAGCCAUAUCUGGCCUGGUACGCAUUGUUUGGUACGUUCAUAAUGACUCUGAUAAUCGGCUAUACCGUUUUUAUCAAUGGUGAGUGGGAUACUACGUCUUUUGUGACGAGUUACUUGAUGGUUGGCUUCUUCCCUGUUGCGUACCUGUUCUGGAAGAUCAUCAAGCGCACGCGUUACGUUCGGCCAGGGGACGCGGAUCUUAAACUUGGUAAUGUCAAAGAUGACAUUGACCUAUACGAAGCGCUUUAUGAGGCGCCAAAGAGGGGGAAAAUCUCCGGUUGGCUCAACAGUUUCUUCGAGUAA